GCAUCUCUUAUAUAUUCUAUGGCGACGCCUCUAUCAUGGCCAGUCAACAACAUAUCACACAGGCAUCGUCUGGGCCUAAUAACUACUACUGCUACAACAACAAUUGUAAAGAUCUUGAGUCUUCGCCUACAUGACAUCCGAUAUCCCCAUUGGCCAGCGCCAAGUGCCAAACAUGUCUUCACUUACCUCUCAAUCUGAUUUCCACAAUGCUGCAGCAUCAUGCGAUCUCGUGUCGCCAUUCACUGCAUGGGAACUUCCCACAGACAACACAGCGUUCAGCUUCGACCAAUUGAUGCUUCUGGAGACAAACCCGGCAGACUUCAACCUUACCCUGGGUGCAUCCUUACAUCCUAUCAUUGAGACAAACAACCCACACUCGCCAACUACAGUUCCAAUGAAGGUUUCCGGCAGCCAGAUCAGAUUCAAUAACCCCAGCACAGUCUCAAGAGAGACAAAUAUUUACCGCUCCCCCUCGCCAACCGCCAUCUACCAGCUCUCGCCCGCCCAGCAACCACAGCACUACGUUGAUUCGUCCAAUCACGCGGGCCUACCCAGCACAAGCCACAAUCUAUAUCCCACACAGCGCUCACUACGCAACGUGCCCGCCGAUGAGUCGACCUGGAGCGACACGCCUUCCUCACAAGACUCGUCAGAGGAGCGUCUACUAGAAAAACGGCGGCGAAAUAAAUUAGCUGCGCAGAGGUUACGGCAGAAGAGGCAGGCUCAAAUGUCGAUUCUCGAGUCGAGACUAGAACAAGUGACGAAAGAACGCGAUGAGUUACGAUUGCGGCUGGCGAAGUGGGAAGGAGAAGUGAUGGCAUUAAGGAAACUGACUGAACAUAAGAUGGGAAGUUUAUGAUUGAUUUCUCCCUCUGUCAUGACUGUAUAUAUAUUAAUUAGUUAGAUGAUACCACCAUAGCUGCAGUUGCGAGUUCGAAACGUCGAACACUGAUUUAAUCUCUGAUUUUUUAUCAACUUAA
Talaromyces proteolyticus is the source of this 980-nucleotide messenger RNA. RefSeq lists its product as uncharacterized. The transcript has a single exon. Gene Ontology annotation, biological process: regulation of DNA-templated transcription. Lineage: Eukaryota; Fungi; Ascomycota; Eurotiomycetes; Eurotiales; Trichocomaceae. The record is from RefSeq and is a predicted model, not a curated record. The coding region runs from base 131 to 859 and encodes 242 amino acids. Gene Ontology annotation, molecular function: DNA-binding transcription factor activity.